This is a messenger RNA of Equus caballus (horse), 3928 nucleotides long. RefSeq names its product oxysterol binding protein like 5 (gene OSBPL5). Gene Ontology annotation, molecular function: cholesterol binding. The record is from RefSeq and is a predicted model, not a curated record. NCBI's taxonomy places the organism in Eukaryota, Metazoa, Chordata, Mammalia, Perissodactyla, Equidae. Gene Ontology annotation, cellular component: cytosol; intracellular membrane-bounded organelle; membrane.
GCCAGGCUCAUACUCCCCAGCCAAACCUCUGGGCCACCCCACUGUUACCCAGACAACAGCACCAGGGCCCAACUGGAGUCUGGAUCCUGCCUGAGUCCAGCUGCACACCUUACUACUCGGGCCUCAGUUUCCUCACCUGAGAAAUUGGAGAACUAGUUGCUGCCACCUCGCUGGCUUGGAGAGGACUGAAGGAGACGACAGAAGCCCCCCAGCGCCCAGGCCAUGAAGGAGGAGGCCUUUCUCCGGCGCCGCUUCUCACUGUGCCCGCCUUCCUCUACCCCUCAGAAAGUCGACCCCCGGAAACUCACCCGCAACCUGCUCUUCGGGGGAGAGAAUGAGCUCUACCCUCUCAGCCCAGGGAAGGACAUGGAGCCCAACGGCCCAUCGCUGCCGAGAGAUGAAGGGCCUCCGACCCCAGGCUCUGCCACGAAGGUGCCACCGGCAGAGUCCAGGCUGUGCAACGGGUCUGACAAGGAGUGUGUGUCCCCUACAGCCAGGGUCACCAAGAAGGAGACUCUCAAGGCGCAGAAGGAGACCUACCGGCAGGAGAAGAAGCGGGCCACCAAGCAGCUGUUCAGCGCCCUGACGGACCCCAGCGUGGUCAUCAUGGCCGACAGCCUGAAGAUCCGAGGGACCCUGAAGAGCUGGACCAAACUGUGGUGCGUGCUGAAGCCAGGGGUGCUGCUCAUCUACAAGACGCCCAAGGUGGGCCAGUGGGUGGGCACGGUGCUGCUGCACUGCUGCGAGCUCAUCGAGCGGCCCUCCAAGAAGGAUGGCUUCUGCUUCAAGCUCUUCCACCCGCUGGACCAGUCCGUGUGGGCCGUGAAGGGUCCCAGAGGGGAGAGUGUCGGCUCCAUCACGCAGCCCCUCCCCAGCAGCUACCUGAUCUUCAGGGCCGCCUCCGAAUCAGACGGCCGCUGCUGGCUGGACGCCCUGGAGCUGGCGCUGCGCUGCUCCAGCCUCCUGAGACUCAGCGCCUGCAAGCAGGGCCGCGACGGGGAGCCCGGGUCCUCACCAGACGCAUCGCCCUCCUCACUCUGCGGCCUGCCCCCCUCAGCGGCCAUCCACGACCAGGACCUCUUCCCGCUGAACGGGUCCUCCCUGGAGAACGAUGCUUUCUCAGACAAGUCGGAGAGAGAGAACGCCGAGGAGUCAGACGCUGAGGCCCAGGACCACAGCCGGAAGACCGAGAGCGGGAGUGACCAGUCAGAGACCCCAGGGCGCCCAGCACGGAGAGGGACCACGUAUGUGGAGCAGGCCCACGAGGAGCUGGGGGAGCUGGGUGAGGCAUCCCAGGUGGAGACGGUGUCCGAGGAGAACAAGAGCCUGAUGUGGGUCCUGCUGAAGCAGCUGCGGCCGGGCAUGGACCUGUCCCGCGUGGUGCUGCCCACGUUCGUCCUGGAGCCCCGCUCCUUCCUCAACAAGCUCUCUGACUACUACUAUCACGCCGACCUGCUCUCCAGGGCUGCGCUGGAGGAGGACGCCUACAGCCGCAUCAAGCUCGUGCUGCGCUGGUACCUGUCCGGCUUCUACAAGAAGCCCAAGGGAAUCAAGAAGCCCUACAACCCCAUCCUGGGGGAGACCUUCCGCUGCUGCUGGUUCCACCCCCAGACCAACAGCCACACCUUCUACAUAGCUGAGCAGGUGUCACACCACCCGCCCGUGUCCGCAUUCCACGUCAGCAACCGGAAGGAUGGCUUCUGCAUCAGCGGCAGCAUCACGGCCAAGUCCAGGUUCUACGGGAACUCCCUGUCAGCUCUGCUGGAUGGCAAGGCCACACUCACCUUCCUGAGCCGGGCGGAGGACUACACCCUCACCAUGCCCUACGCCCACUGCAAAGGAAUCCUGUAUGGUACCAUGACCAUGGAGCUGGGCGGCAGAGUGACCAUCGAGUGUGAGAAGAACAACCUCCAGGCUGAGCUGGAAUUCAAGCUCAAGCCUUUCUUUGGAGGCAGCGCAAGCAUCAACCAGAUCUCGGGGAAGAUCAUGUCGGGGGAGGAGAUCCUGGCGCGUCUCUCUGGACACUGGGACAGAGAAGUGUUUAUCAAGGAGGAGGGGAGAGGAGGCACCGAGCUCUUCUGGAACCCAAGCGGGGAGGUGCGCAGACAGAGGCUGAAGCGGCACACGGUGCUGUUGGAGGAGCAGACAGAGCUGGAGUCAGAGAGGCUCUGGCAGCAUGUCACUAGGGCCAUCUGCGAGGGUGACCAGCACAAGGCCACGCAGGAGAAGUUUUCACUAGAGGAAGCCCAGCGGCAGCGGACCCGCGAGCGCCAGCAGAGCCUCAUGCCCUGGAAGCCACAGCUGUUCCACCUGGACCCCGCCACUCAGGAGUGGCGCUACCUAUAUGAGAACCUCAGCCCCUGGGACCCCCUGAAGGACAUCGCCCAGUUUGAGCAAGAUGGGGUCCUGCACACCCUGCAGCGGGAGACCAUGGCCGGCCAGACCACCUUCCUGGGUAGCCCGGAGCCCAGACACCAGGGGCCUGGCCCAGACCGGCGGCUCCGCAAGGCCAGUGACCAGCCCUCCGGCCACAGCCAGGUCACAGAGAGCAGCGGCUCCACGCCCGAGUCCUGCCCAGAGCUCUCAGACGAGGAGGAGGACGGUGGCUUCGUUCCGGGCUGCGAGAGCCCGUGCCCGAGGUGUGGGAAGGAGGCAUGGCGGCUGCAGGCACUGCACGAGGCCAUCGUGUCCAUCCGGGAGGCCCAGCAGGAGCUCCACAGGCACCUCUCGGCCAUGCUGAGCUCCACGGCCCAGGCCAGGCAGGCGCCGGCCCCAGGCCUCCUGCAGAGCGCCCGCUCCUGGUUCCUGCUCUGCGUGUUCCUGGCGUGUCAGCUGCUCAUUAACUACAUCCUCAAAUAAGAACCCGUUGGAGGCAGCGUGGGCAUCGUCUGCAGAACUCCGGCCAGCCCCGGCCCUCCCUCCCUAGCACCUAGCACUUUACGCCGGCCCCGGGGAAGCAGAGAAACCCGGCCAGCACACCCGCUGUGGACAGAGGGGCCCACGGCGGCAGGAGGGACCCCGGGGGGCUGCACGGGCUCCUCUUGGGGAGGCACUAACCUCUCAUGCAGGGCCCUCCGCCCAGCGCCGGCCUUAAUGCUAAAGCCAAAUGCCGCUUUCGUCGUGCGCCCCUCUCCCUGGUCAUCUCGCCUGUCAUUCCUGGUCCACCUUCCACUUGCCAAACAAGACUGACAGAGGCAAGGGAAGAGGGCCGCCCAUUGUUGGAGAAUCACCCCCCAGCAGGGGUGAGUGAGGGUUUGAGGAGCAGGCCGGGAGUCCCCAGGGUUCCCCAGGACCUCCUUGGUCCUGAUGCACAGGCCUCUCCUUCCUCAGACCCUGCCCACAUCGCCCUGGAGAGGCCUCAGGUGGGCUCCGGGGGCAGGCUGGCGCUGCUCUGAGAGGGCAUUUUGGGGUUUCAUUCUGCCGUUGCGCUGUUUGGACAGGAGCCCGGCCUGUGACCUGCCCCACCUCCCACAGCCCGGACAUCCCAAGAUGGGGUGGGCACACCUCAGCACCGGUGUGCGAGGUCCAGCACUGGUGCACAGAGGGCGGCUCGGGGAGCCGUGGUGUCCCCCCAGGUCAGGGAGGCCUGGGUUGGACACGUGGCUCAGACUGAUACACGGUCUUCCCAUUCUACACUUUUUUAAUAAACGCAAUUGCAAUAUUUGAGGCAGGCUGCAAGCAGCGUCUGGCAUCUAGCCUCGGUUCCCGUGUCAAAUGCCGCCCCACCGUGUGUGUGUGUGUGCAUGGGUGUACGUGUGUGUAAGCAUCUGCACAUACAGAUACACACGGAGCCUUAAACCAUGUUGUGCUGGUCCCGUCUGAGCUGAAUGUCUCAUUUCCAGUUUUUGUAUCCAUGUUCUUGUCCUCCCCACCCCAAGUUGGGGACGUGUCUAUGCUCCAUACCUUGAAAUAAACGGACACACACGUU